Patella vulgata (common limpet) is the source of this 2574-nucleotide messenger RNA. Its product is annotated as protein FAM47E. The record is from RefSeq and is a predicted model, not a curated record. Bases 257 to 1579 code for a protein of 440 amino acids. The transcript has 9 exons. NCBI's taxonomy places the organism in Eukaryota, Metazoa, Mollusca, Gastropoda, Patellidae.
UAGCGCCACCUAUGAUCGAACUAUUUUUCCAUAGAAACGGUAUUAACUACCGGAUUAUAACAUUUAUGUAUUUUGGCGAAAAUUAUGGAUAUUCAAAGAAAAGUCAAUAUGGAGAUGAAGUUUGAAACACAACAUUGAAAUAUAUUUAAUCUACGAAGAUACAUACGUGAACUGUCAAUCGGACACCAUAUUAGUGUAUUAACUUCCUUUGAUGUGAUUGGGUUGUAAACAAAUGGCCGACAAAUAGAACGGAAAAAUGUCUUUGGCGGAAAAGAAAUACGACCUUGCUCUUUUUAAUACUUUGACGGACAAAAAGAUACGGAAUCAUCCAUGGUAUAAAGAACGGCUUAGAACAAAAUAUAUCAAAUCACUGUCACCAGGAGAAACAUCAAAAUGUCUUAUUGCAAAAGAUUGGAUGUUUUUAAAAGAUGGUUUAGAUGAUUAUCGAGAUGGCUUACCACCUCCAGCUAAUGGAGAAGAAGUUUUUAUUAAGGGAAAUAAAGGUCCUUCACCAUGUAUUAUUGGUAGCAGUGAAAGUAUAGAACCUGUAAAACGCCCUGUUGUUAAAAACCGUUUCGAUAAAUACCAAGUUUGUUUUUCACGUAUCACACCACAACAACAACAGAAACGAGAACAUAUUGAAGAAAUAGAAUAUGGUUUAUUACAACAUCCACUUGCAUUAUAUCCUCAUUUAGAAGAAAGUGUUCCUACAGAAUUAUUUGAAGAUGUGGUGGAUAUUUUGGAUCCAGAGAUGAAUAUUGAAUCAGAUGAAGAAGAUUCUAUAAAAGGUGAUUUAGGGAAAGAGAGAGAUGGAGAUACUCGAACUAAAUCUACAGAACCACCCAGUAGCGUCAGGAAUGAUGCAGAUGAAGAAGAUGGUAUGAGAAAUCCAUACAGAUGGCUUCCAAGGAAAGAAGAGAAAAAAGAUAACAAGAAAAAGAAUGAAAGACGUCCUAGCUCUCCAUCACAGGAGGAACAUAUAAACCGAGUAACUAAAGAUUUCUGUAAAUGGGUAGCAGAUCUUGGUGGUGAAAGUAAUAAUAUAGAAGAAUCUACUAUAACUAGUCUAUUUGCCAGUGGCUAUGAGACCAAGCCAGCGUUAUCUGUUCCUAUACAUGUAGUAGAAUUAACAAAUGUUCCACCAGAACUCCGAAUGUCAGCACCGGUACCAGCACAAGUACAAAUCACUAAAAAUCUACCAGCAGAAGAAGAAAAACAAAAACCAUGGAAAUACUCCGGUGCUUAUGAACCAAGUUGGGCAAAGUUCCGAUAUGGUUCUUGGUAUUUACAACCUAAAACCUGGAAAAAAAGAGAUUGGGAAGAUCCAUUGAUGGACCCAAAGGAACUGAAAAAUCAAGAAAUGUCAGAAGCUAAGAAAAAGAGUCAAGAUUUGAAUGAAGAUUUAUCUACCAUGCAUGGUGCACAGGCCUUUAUGGAUUUUAUAAAUAGAAAAGGAACGAGAAAAAUUGAGUUUUUGGAACAAGUAUCAGAAAUUCAACUAAGACAGAAAGCCGAUGAACAGCGCCGAGUUGAAGCAGAAAUACUUUCUAAAAAUAAAAGACAUCAUGUUCGAAAAUAAAUCAAAUCUGAAAUAUAAUUAUUCAAAAUUCACCUAGUCUACCAUUUGUCCGAGAUUUCAUUCACUUGUAAACAGUUAUAUUUUCUGCAGCAUUAAAACCGCACCAGAAUUAAAUUUCCACCUGCAACUAUUACUAACGAGUGUUUUCCAUAGUUUUUGUUUGAAAGGCAAUGAUAUGAAGGAGUAAAAUAUACAAUUCUGGACACAUGUAAUUAUUAUUAACAGUAUUUGAGUGCAGCUUGCUACUCUUACAUACGCCCUUCCAGAAAAAUUGGUAGGUCACAAUUUCGAGGAUGUUUGACACAUAAAGUUUUGUUAAUUACAUACGAUUCCCUUUCAUCAUCGAGAUUAACACAGAAAUUGAUUAAUUAUACAUUAGAGCUCUAACGUCACGAUAUUGCUAUUUGGAAAAAAAUGUCAUUAAUCACAUGUAUUUGGGCUCUAAUUUCAACAUAUUGCCUACUGGACAAUCUUCACUUACUUUUUUAACCACAGAUUUACCAGAAAUAUUUGUAUUACUCUUUUUAAGUGUAAGGAAUUUAUUUUAAUUGUUUUCACACGAAAAACUUUGGAAUCGUGUUUAUGCUCUCAAAACACAUUAUUAUUUCAUAGUUUCUUGCCAGCCAUUCCAAUUUUGAUGUGUACAUUACUCUGGAUCAAAAUGUGCAUACAGAUACACUCAUAAACCUGAUGUAUUGUCUAGUAUCAUAUUGACCAAUGUCAAUUUAGUAAAAUAUUUAAUAAAAUAAACUUAUAUCAAAUCCAAUUAUUUUAUAACAAAAUUUUAACUCACUAUCACUACUAUUUGUUUUUUAAGUUAUUUUAUUUUGUAAAAAAAACCAACAUAUGUUUUUAUAUGAGCUAACAAACCCACAUAUUUUGACAAUAAUACAGUAUGUUGAUUUCUUGAAGCAGAUAUAUUUAUUGUUUUCUCUAGAUUUUGUUAUUUGUCUGUGAUAUAUUGACUUAUUGUACAUAUAUAUUAAUACUAAAAU